Messenger RNA from Saimiri boliviensis boliviensis (Bolivian squirrel monkey), 597 nucleotides. The record is from RefSeq and is a predicted model, not a curated record. NCBI's taxonomy places the organism in Eukaryota, Metazoa, Chordata, Mammalia, Primates, Cebidae.
AUGGCGGCCAGCAGUGAAGCCACCUUAGCGUUUUUGAGUCAGGAGAGCCGAACGCCGGCCAGGGGCGUUGGGGGCUUGCGAGUCCCGGCCCCCGUCACUACGGAUUUCUGCUGUGAGCUCUCCGGCCACACCCGGUCCCUCAUCUUUAAGGUAGACGAAGAGGAUGGUGCGGAGCACGUGCUGGCACUAAGCAUGCUGUGCAGCACCGAGGGAGGCAAAGACGAGUGUCAUGUGGUAGAAGUGGCCCGGAACCAUGACCAUCGGGAGAUCGCAGCCCCUGUGGCCAACCUCAAGCUAUCCUGCCAACCCAUGCUCAGCCUGGACGACUUCCAGCUCCAACCACCUGUAACUUUCCACCUGAAGUGGGGCUCUGGCCCUGUACAGAUCACCGGGAGGCACCAGAUUGUUACCGUGAGCCAUGAUGUUUCUGAGGAGGAGAUCGAGGAAGAGGAAGAGGGCAAUGAGGAGGAGGAAGCUGAGCUGUGCCCCAUCCUUCCUGCCAAAAAGCAGAGGGACAGGCCCCGGCCCUCCUUGGUCAGUUCCACGCGCCACGCACCGCCAUGCACCCUGUUCCCCAACAAGUUUCAAGAAUUGUAA